GCCUUGGAAUGAGACCACCACUUGCUGCUUCUUCAUCUUUCCCCACACGACGUUAUCUUUCCGCCCGUGCCCGCAACAGCUUCACUGUGCAGGAUGUUUUUUCAGAUGCCAGAACGGCCGAGUUCGCCUCGGCUGCAGGCGCAUCCAAGGAGGCUGGCUCGCAAAUCACUUUCCCAAAUCUUCUAGGCUUGCCCGAGGUGAUUGUUACAGGGCGGGCCAACUCGGGCAAAUCAUCCCUGUUCAACGCAGUUCUAGGGCGCAAAAAUUUGCUUGUCACCAGUUCCAAGGCGGGCCGUACACGACAGCUCAACUUCUUCCGUGUUGGACCAGAGCCAGGACGGUUGGUCCUCGUUGAUGCGCCAGGGUACGGACGGAGGGGAAGGUCCGAGUGGGGGGAUUUGUUCGAUCAAUACUUGCAGACGCGUAAAGAACUACGCCGGGUAUAUGUCACCUUCAACGGCAAGCACCGACUGAACGAAUACGACGUCCAGAUGCUGGAACAUCUCACCAAAAAUCUACACACCUCAGAAGAUGGCGUUCAACGAUAUUCCAUACAGGCUGUAAUCACCAAAUCUGACGCCAUACUUCCAGACGAUGUGAAGGACGUUAUCACUCAGCUGCGGAAGGACAUCUUCGACGCUGCGCCGUUUUGCCUACCUCCCAUCAUCACGAGCGCAAAAAUGAUCCCUCCCUUCGGCAUCAAGGAGCUCAGGAAAAGUAUCGUGGAAUGCUGUCAGGAUUAAAAAUGUACAAAUUACUCUAGAUCGAAUAAUAGGAUUUCUGCCGUCUUGUCGCC
Molecule: messenger RNA, 796 nt
Organism: Guyanagaster necrorhizus
Lineage: Eukaryota; Fungi; Basidiomycota; Agaricomycetes; Agaricales; Physalacriaceae
Product: P-loop containing nucleoside triphosphate hydrolase protein
Exons: 5
Coding region: 9-743 (244 amino acids)
Cellular component (GO): mitochondrion
Molecular function (GO): GTP binding
Source: RefSeq, a predicted model, not a curated record